CCGAGCUGGAUGGGCGGAAGGGUCUUGGCGCGGCGGGGUCAGGUUGGACCUGCUGGGGGAGGUGCCUCGCUGGGCAGUGGGCACCCGGGCUGCGGGGCUGCUGGGCUGCGGGGCCGCGGGGCUUCAGAACGGUGGGCGCUUUCUUAGGGCCUGGGGAAGGCGAGCGGGACACUCUCGGGUCCAGAGCUGCUGUUAUUCGAGUGAACACCCCCUUCUCCGGCCCACAACUCCAUCCAGCACUGGUGCCACCAUGUCGGCCUACCCCAAAACCUACAACCCGUUUGACGACGACUCAGAGGAUGAAAGUGGACGGCCUGUCUCGUGGAAGGACGCCCGGGAUGUGUCCCGGGGGGCGGACGCCCCAAUGGACAGGCAGCAGUACUUGCGGCAGGAGGUGAUGCGCAGGGCCGAGGCCACGGUCGCCAGCUCCAGCAGAUCCUUGUCGCUCAUGUACGAAUCCGAAAAGGUCGGGAUCGCCUCUUCCGAGGAACUCGUUCGCCAGCGAGGAGUCUUAGAACACACAGAGAGGAUGGUAGACAAGAUGGAUCAAGAUUUGAAGACCAGCCAGAAACACAUUAACAGCAUUAAAAGUGUAUUCGGGGGUCUCGUCAAUUACUUCAAACCCAAACCAGCAGAGAGCCUGCCUGAACAGAAUGGCACCCUUGCCUCCCAGCCCAAUAGCCGAUUAAAAGAAGCUAUAAGUACAAGUAAAGAACAAGAGGCCAAGUACCAGGCCAGCCACCCAAAUCUCAGGAAGCUGAAUGACUCAGAUUCAGAUUCUGUCCCUGGAGGGACUGGUUCUGCCACGAGUGCUGAGACUUACCCAAAGAAUGCACACCUUCGAGCCUGUCACCAGAAGAUUGACAACAAUCUAGAUGAGCUGUCCUUGGGACUGGGUCGGCUGAAAGACAUAGCCCUAGGCAUCCAGACAGAAAUUGAGGAGCAAGAUGAUAUCAUUGACCGGCUCACAACCAAAACAGACAAGCUAGAUGUCGGUAUAAAAAGUACAGAAAGAAAAGUUCGACAACUUUAAAGACACAGAAGUAUUUUUACUCCAUGAUGAUGAAAAGAUUUGAAAGAUUGUUGGAAUGCCCAAGAAGUUUCAUUGCUUGUUUUAGUAUGCAAUUUAAUAUGUUUGCAAAUGUUAGAAUAGAGUGAGUCUUAAGAUUUUGUUAUGAAAAAGUUUGUGCCCCACUUUUUCUUAAAGCCAACAAACCUACAAUUCUCUGAACUGGUUGCUUAGAAUUUCAGCAAUAGGACAGUAGCAUGUCCUGACCCUGAAGACUUUGAACCCUUAAUUACCUUGCUAAAAUAAGAAGAAAAAGUUUUAUUUCUUUCUUUAAUGUGAUAGAAAGAUGGGUAGAAGUUCAGUCUUAAAACCACUAGAUGAAUUUCUCAUGCCUAGGUCUUACCAUGAGCAAGAGUGCUCAGGUACUUUAUGUAGGGGAAGCCUCUUCCCACAACUUGAUUAGCAGCUGCCAACACACACACACACACACACACACACACACACACACACACCUCCUGUCCUCUCCUCCACCUCUUCUUCUUCUUUCCUCCUCCUCCUCCUUCUUCUUCUUCUUCUUCUUCUUCUCCCUCCUCCCUCCCUCCCUCCCCCUCUCUCUCUCUCUCUCUCUCUCUUUCUCUCUCUCCAAAUUGUGAUCCUUUCAGAACACCAAAGAAGGAUCCGCAUUGGAUUCAGAAAUGGAGGGUGCUGGUGUUCUGUGAUAGUCUGUUGGCAGAUGUCAUGUCUUCCCCUCCUGACAUGCAUUUUAGCAAGUGUUUAGACCAGCACUCACUGUGGUUCCUGUAAUGACUAGGGAAUUCUGGGAGCCCUUCUUCUCCAUAAAAUCUCUUAACUCUCCGUCCAUGGUUAGGAACAGGUUCUCCACUAGUUCAGGGCAGCCUGCCUGACAGAGUGGGGACCAACAGAAUGGGUGGGCAUGAAACAUCACAGAGACAUAGCCAAGGAGUGGCCUUCCUCCACAGAAAUCUCUACCCCUCCAGGUGGAGACCUUAGCCAAGCAGUGUUCAUUCAGUGCCUGGGGCUUCCUGACCUGUCCUGAAUCCCUCUUUCCCACUCCUUUUUGCACGUCCUGCAAGGUGAUUUGACUCUGCACUUGUUUCUUUGCCACCCAUUCUUACAAGUAGAGCUUCAAAAAUUAUGACUUUCUAUAGGAUAUGGCUCAAACAAACAAAACACACUAUCUUGUUAACUAACCCAGCUUGUGACUUCCCUUCACUUUACAAAAAAGAAUCAUUUGAAAGCACUAAUUAAAAUUGAUUUCUGCAAUAAAGUGAAUUUCAUUGUGUAUCUAUAAGAAAAUUAA
Molecule: messenger RNA, 2330 nt
Organism: Erinaceus europaeus (western European hedgehog)
Lineage: Eukaryota; Metazoa; Chordata; Mammalia; Eulipotyphla; Erinaceidae
Gene: SNAP29
Product: synaptosome associated protein 29
Exons: 5
Coding region: 251-1033 (260 amino acids)
Biological process (GO): synaptic vesicle fusion to presynaptic active zone membrane; exocytosis; synaptic vesicle priming
Cellular component (GO): plasma membrane; SNARE complex
Molecular function (GO): syntaxin binding; SNAP receptor activity
Source: RefSeq, a predicted model, not a curated record